UGCAUUCUGCUAGAACUUCCGAACGCGCAAGUACGUGACCAUGUUGUAUUCAAACACGAUCACAGGGAUUGAACAGCUUUUCAAUAUGACUAAAACAAUAGAUAACGUAAACCCAAACGUUUACGACAAGGGUUCAGAAAGAGUAAUAACUGAUGCGGAUCGCGAUGAAAAUAUUGUUGACGAGUUUGAUCGGCGGGAAAUAUUCGACAUGAUACGAAACAUAAAUGACCCUGAGCAUCCUCUAACAUUGGAAGAAUUAAAGGUUGUUGAAGAAGAUGGCGUGUUCCUAGACAACCAGAAUAACAGUAUUCUCAUUAAAUUCACCCCCACGAUCCCUCAUUGCAGCAUGGCAACUUUAAUUGGCCUAUCCAUACGCGUGCAGCUUCUCCGAGCGCUCCCCACGAGGUUCAAGGUCACCGUACAAGUCACAGAAGGUACCCAUGCUUCAGAAGAUGCUGUCAACAAGCAGCUUGCUGACAAGGAGAGGGUCGCAGCAGCACUGGAGAAUUCCAACCUCCUUGCCAUUAUCAACCAAUGUAUUAUGGCCAAGAACUUAUGAUGAUAGAUGAUAAUUUAUAUUUGUAAAAUUUGAAUUGGAAAAUUCCAGAGAUGAAAGUAGACACCUUAAUCUGUCUCAGAUAUUAAAGUGUCAAUUGGAAAAAACUUAAACACACCCUAAUGUCUGAUAUAUUGCCAAAAGAUGAAUGAUAAUGGACUAAAAUUGGCCUCUGAAAUGUGAUGAGAAAACCAGGGGCGAAUCUAUAUCCCCUAUAUUGCUAUGGGAUGAAGGAUAAGUACCCUAAAGGUAACACACUAUAGGGUAUCCUAUGUUUGAUGGUAUACAUUAUUUUAUAAGUAACUGAAAAUAAUACGAAAAAGAAAUUCUUUUAAAUCAGCAUGAAAAUUGGUUGAAAAAUAAAGCAGUUAUUCAUACUUGUAAUAUUGUUGAGUGCAAAAGUUGACGCGUGGUUGGGUUAUCGCGCUAUCUCUUUCACGCACACAUCGAUAUACGCGGUGACGUCACAGUUUGUAUUACUUUAUUAUCGAGUGGAUUUUGAAAAUUCUUUUUACAUUACAUUUUGGAUGACAUACAUUUUGAUAAAUGUAUUUAAAAAUAAGUAAACUACCCUAUGUUUUCAAUUUUUUUUUCCACAUGAUUCGACUUAUCUUUAUUUGGUUUUGUUGCUAAUAUUUUAUCAAUAGUGUUUCGCAUAGGGUGAGUGGGGAGGACGAGGUUCCGCUAUCAACCACCCUAUUAGGGAUGGUCUAACCAAACCAUUACUUCCGAUCAAAGACCAGCUUAUACUAAACCUUACAAAUGGAUCUUAAGUGAAAUGUUGAAUUUAAAAAAAGAAGGGAGUAUUGAUAGACAAUGAGAGAUUACUAUAAAUUGUACUUAAUAACAACUCGAUAGAUAAUGCAAUGCUUAAACAGUAUGUAAGGUUACUUCAGUGACCCAUUUUGACCUAUAUCGAACAUGUUAGAGCUGUCAAAAGAUUAAUAAAAAUAGACUUUAUUUUAUGCCCAUUUAAGUUGCUCUUAAAGUGCUGCCUACAGCCGCUUAUCAGUUUUUGUUCUCUGUAUCGGACUCCGCAGUCUACAGCCGAGGAAACUUGCGAAUGGUAUUCUGGAAUCCCCAGAUUUAGCGGCUGCAGGGUCAUGAAGGAAAUUUGAGGUGAUAUCUAGGCAAGGGAAGUGUGGGGAAAGAAAAGGAAUCGUUUUAGGAUAGGCAGAGGGGUGGCCAGGAAACGUUCGCGUGCCCUCAUAGGCCUCAAUGUGUACAUCCAUGAGGUAUACACAAUUAACUGUGUGCCUAGAGCGACAAAUGUCUCCCGUGCGGGCAGGCGGUUUGGAGACCGAGAGUAAGGAUUGCUUAGGGGCGUAUGCCGUCAGGGGGUUGGUUGUAAAAACGAAACCAAAUUGUUUUUGUAAAAUAUUUAAAAUGUGUGUUAGUCAAUCCCAAAUUGGGAUGCUAUAUGUCGCUUUUUUAGAACCCUUAUUUGAAAUUAGAAAAGUGUGCUGCUUUUUUUCUUAUGUUUUUAAUGUAAAUAAAAUUUGUAAACUAUGUAGAUUUUUGUUUUUUUUUUUUUAUUUUGGGAUUUGAUUUAAUUUGUCUCCUUGGUUUUUAGUUGAUAUGAAUUGAGGACCUGGAGGCCCAUUUUUAGAAUUGUUGAUGGGGACACUUUUUUCUUUCCUUUAUUGAGUCAAAAGAUUUGUAGUGUGUUUCUCAAUCGAGGCGCCCGGGGGGAAUUUCUGUUACGGAGACGUAGCUCGCAACCCCCUCCUCCUGAAAGUAAAAUGGUGCAAGUUGUGUGCACAAAUGGGGAAAGUUAGGAGGGGAGGGUAGAGGAAAGAUAGGAGCUGUCUUUUAGUAUAGGCGAAGAGGACAGGAAGGGAAAUGUCCGCGAAUACACUGAACUGUGUGCCUAGGGCCGCGACAAAUGUCCCCCGUGCGGGCGAGCCUUCAGUGUGGAGACCGAGCGCACGAGAAUUGCCCAGAGAGGGAGAAAAACAAACUGACACUACCUAUUUGCACACAUACUUAUCCCUUCUUGGCAACGAGAUUGAAGUAUGUUGCACCUACACACAUUGUGGUAGGUCAUGGGAACAUCGUUGUGAGAGGAUGAUUUUCGUUGUAUAUUGUGCUCCGCGCACAUUAAAUAAUUAUUCCGGGAUAAAAAGUUCGCUCUAUGUGUUCCCGGGAUUAAAUAGAGCCUGUAUUUUAAGUGAGACCUCUAGGAAUACGUCGGUGAAAACUGCAUUUCGUCCGAAUGAAGAAGUUUACUAGGAUAAAAGUCCCGCUAUAUAUCUUCCCGGGUAGAAAGUCUAUAACCUUCCCAGGGUCUUAAACUAUCUCCACACCAAAUCUCAUGAAAAUCCGUUCAGUAAAUUGUUGAGAAAAUCGAUAACAUACAGACAGACAGAAAAGGGGACUUUGUUUUAUAAUAUGUAUAACUAUAGAUGUUGUUGAUAGUUGAGUUUUUUAGUUAAUCCUUCAGGGCUUCAGCAUUUUUUUUCUGGCGGCAAUUCUAUUAGAUUUGAGACCAUCACAGAUUUCUUUUAGAGUUACCUCUAAUGCCAUAAUUAAGUGAAUUAUUAAAAUAAAUCCCUUGUGAUAAAACAACGGAGCUGGGAAGUAUUUAACAUUUUUCAAGCACUUAUUGUACUUAUAAACUAAUAAUAACUUUUCGCAGUAGUAUAACGCUCGUAGAUAUUAUUUUCAUUAGUUACAAAAGUCAUAGAACAAGUAUACACAAGAAAUAAAAACAAACCGAUUCUAAAUAGCAGUAUCUUAAGAUGCUGACUUAUUUGACAACGUAUCAGCUGAUGUCGCACUUAGAGCCAAACAGAAUUGCAUCUAUUCAUACUGUCCUCGUUUUAAUAAAGAAUCUAAGUGGUAGAGCCACGCUGUAUACAGCACGACUGGGCCGGCUCGACCGGGGUGGUACCACUGUCUCACAGAAUACCGGCGUGAAGUGCUUGUCGCGUUUCGUUCGGUGAGUGAGUUUGCCGGUGCCCAAUACCGACCCGCUAGCGUAUAAUUAUUUCAUUUAUUAUAUUAUUUAUUAAUUAAUUUACUAAAAUUAUUAUUCAGUUAAAAUUUUUCAUUUACUCAAUACAUUCGCUUCUCUAAGUUUGCAAAGCAGUGCCAUGCAGUACUUUGUUUAAAGUUCUAACUGACAUUGCUACUGGGCCAUCGUUUGUCAGAAAAGCGAUUGCCCUACUCAAAUAAAAUCUAUUUAAAACUCUUCUAAUGCUAUCGGGUCGGUUUAUAACCCUUAAAUGUAAUUAAGGUUAGAACUUUUAAUUAUUUUUAUGGGUCAAAAUAACACCCUCUAAUUUAUAAAAAAGUUGGGUUAAUCAAUUUGUCCCUUUCUAUCUUAUAUCGUAAGAUAUUAGAGUGAGAGGGAAAUACGUAUAACACGAUAAUAAAUAUAAAUUAGGGGGAAAAAAAUUGGUGUUUAUUAUUACAUUCGUAAUCGAGGCAAAAUUAUUUAAACGUAUGUACACUGUCAUUGUUUUAUUUUGUGGCAUUACGUCUUAAAUUCCUUUGCCGAGAUUAUGGAUUCAUGCUAUAAAAAUGCGCUGAAAGAACAUAUUGAAGUUAAUAUUUUUUUUUAAAAGAUAUGAACAAUAUACACAUAGCGCGCGUGGCUGUGCGUUUCUUAACGCGCCAAAACGAGCGCUUUUUAAAAAGGGAAUAUUCGGAUAUUCUAUAUCGGAAUAUUUUCUUCGUAUGUUGUUUGUAUCUAUGAAAUUAUUUGUAAGCAACCGAGAGUAAAAUUUUUAAUUCUUAGAUGCAGUGGGUAGGCUUUGAACGUAGUGUUUCGAUGUUUAAUCUCAAUUUUUGAAUCUCGAUGUUAGCAGAAAUAUAUAAUCUCGUAGUGA
This is a messenger RNA of Manduca sexta (tobacco hornworm), 4389 nucleotides long. RefSeq names its product MIP18 family protein galla-2 (gene galla-2). Lineage: Eukaryota; Metazoa; Arthropoda; Insecta; Lepidoptera; Sphingidae. Bases 41 to 559 code for a protein of 172 amino acids. The transcript is spliced from 2 exons. Gene Ontology annotation, cellular component: cytosolic [4Fe-4S] assembly targeting complex. The record is from RefSeq and is a predicted model, not a curated record. Gene Ontology annotation, biological process: iron-sulfur cluster assembly.